CUGUAUAGACGUGACCGCAGGCAUUAUUAGUCUGGUUCUCGCAACACGAGGCAGUAGCGCGAGCGAGUUCUGUCAGUCGCGGAGUGCGUGAAAGUCCUCUCUUUGAAAGAACAUCGUACACGUCGCGUUCCAUACGUACGAGGGGGGGAGCGGAGCGGGCAAAAAGGGAGGAGAGGAGAGAGAGGUUGUGUGGUGGCGGGCGUUAUGUGACUUUUUUUCGAAAGCGCGCCCGUGGAGACUGAGGAGAAAACGCCUGCUUAUACUCUGGAAAACAGUGAGACGAAAUAUAUUCGGCGGUGCAGAGCACGCUUCCAUGUAUAGGAUGCCCUGGCGCAGUCAGCUGCAGCGUGAACUCUUCUUCUGCUCUUGAGACAACGCGCGCGAGCGCGGACACUUUCUCCGUGUGUAUCAUCAUCCUACUGCCGUCGCUGCCAGAGAUUCGCUCUUCUUUCGUUCUCAGUGGAGAGAAAGACGGUUCAGCGGGUGUCGGAUACGGAAUCGUCGAACAUGAAGCCGAUGGCCGAAGGUACAGCCUGAUUUAUUCGUCGAGACUCGAAUGGAUAUAUUUGGACUGGCAUUUACAUAAGAGGUCGCUCCGUCUGUGUUCGCAGGUUUGACAAUAAGGCACCGAAAGAGAGGGGAGCGAAGAUGCUGCAGCACAUUUUCGAGUUACACGGCCGGUUCUGCGCCGGCCAUCCGCUCGAGGUGAUCGUCACGACGUUCACCCUGACGGCCUGUAUGCUCAACAUGGAAACUGCCACUGGUGGUCCUGCCACUGUCCGGGACGGUAGUCUGCCCGUCUCCACCACCGGACACUGCUACCACGGACGAUGCGCCUCCGACGACUUGAAUGCCGCGGACGUCAUUCUGAUGACAAUGAUUCGUUGCUUGGCCAUUCUUUUCAGUUAUCACCAGUUCCGCAAUCUCCAGAACCUCGGAUCCAAGUAUAUUUUGGGAAUCGCGGGUCUCUUCACCAUGUUCUCGAGCAUCAUCUUCACCUCGAGCGUGCUCAACUACGGCCGCAGCGACAUUUCCGACUUGAAAGACGCCCUGUUCUUCUUCCUGCUGGUGAUCGAUCUGAACAAGGCUGGGAUCCUGGCGCAGCUGGCUCUGAACUCGAAGAAUCAGGACGAAGUGCGCGCCAACAUAGCCCGUGGUAUGAGGCUCCUCGGACCAUCGGUCACCCUGGACACCCUCGUCGAGGUCCUGCUCAUAGGGAUCGGCUCGCUCUCGGGCGUUAGGCGACUGGAGAUACUCUGCGGUUACGCUUGCCUCGGAGUCGUCGUCAACUACGUCGUCUUCAUGACGUUCUAUCCAGCUUGCCUUUCUCUCGUACUCGAGCUCUCGCGCAGCAGCAACGACAAGUUCCCGAUGACGCACGCGGGCCUGCUUAACGAGGAAGACCAGAAGCCGAAUCCGGUGGUCGAGCGGCUCAAGCUCAUUAUGAUCGCCGGCCUCUUCGUCGUCCACGCGCACAGCCGCUGGCCGUUCCGCAAUGAGGACGCCGAGGAGACGAUAGACGAGAGCGUGUCGACCGUCAGCCCGAGCAUCCUGCUGACCAAUCGCAACAAGACCGAGGCGCCGCCCGAUCUCAAGGGCUAUCUCAUGAACUGGCUGUCGGUUAGCGCGGACAACAUAGUCAUCCUGAUCCUGCUGCUGGCUCUGGCCAUCAAGUUCAUCUUCUUCGAGGACCGGGGCGAGAUAGUGCGCCAGCUGCGCUUCGCCGAGGACGAGGAGCAGCUCACGAGGCGCAGCGUCUGCGAGGACGGCGUCAGCGGCGCGGACAUGGAGAGCAAGCUCCGCCAGAGAUUCGCCUCGGCCAUGUCGGGCUUGGGAGCCGAGGGCAGGCACUCGACGGUCUUCCCGCUCUCGGGUAUGGCCGGCGAGGCUGACUGGAUCGAGGUCGGCUCGGCCGAUCCCGAGCUCCAGCUCGUCGACAAGGAGGUCCAGACGGAGGACAAGCUGAUGCUCGAGCAGAAGCCCAGCUCGUCCAGCAGCGAGGCGCUCGACUGCCCCAAGCCGGAGACGUCCAGGAGCCUCGAGGAGUGCGCUUCCAUUUACCGAUCGGAGCUGGGAGCCAACGCGCUGACGGACCAGGAGGUCAUCCAGCUCGUCAAGCACAAGCACAUCCAGGCGUACCAGCUGGAGAAGGCCGUGGGCGACAUGGAGCGCGGAGUUGGAAUCCGGCGAGCGAUCCUCGGCGACUACGGCAAGUUCAGCGACAACCUGCAGGAGCUGCCCUACCGCAACUACGACUACAGCAAGGUGCUGGGCUCCUGUUGCGAGAACGUCGUCGGCUACGUGCCCGUGCCGGUGGGCAUCGCCGGCCCGCUCAAGGUUGACGGGGAGCUCAUACACGUGCCCAUGGCCACGACGGAGGGCUGCCUCGUCGCUUCGACCAACAGAGGAAGCCGCGCCCUGACGGGCUGUGGCGGUGUCACAAGCAGAGUCGUCGCCGAUGGCAUGACGAGAGGACCGGUGGUGCGCUUCCCCAGCAUCACUCGCGCCAGCGAAGCCAUGACGUGGAUGCAGACGCCGGAAAACUUCGAGAAGAUGAAGAGCAGCUUCGACGAGACCAGUCGAUUCGCCCGCUUGACCAGAAUCCAGGUACACAUAGCGGGCCGACAUCUGUUUAUCCGAUUCGUGGCCAAGACCGGCGACGCCAUGGGCAUGAACAUGCUGUCGAAGGGUACCGAGAAGUCGCUGCACACGGUGCAGGAGACGUUCACCGACAUGGAAAUCCUCUCGCUGAGUGGCAACGUCUGCACGGACAAGAAGCCCGCUGCGGUCAACUGGAUCGAGGGUCGCGGCAAGAGCGUGGUCUGCGAGGCCAUCAUUCCCGCGGAGAUCGUCUCCUCGAUACUCAAGACCACCACGCACGCACUGGUCGACGUCAACAUAUGCAAAAACAUGAUCGGCUCCGCCGUAGCGGGUAGCAUAGGUGGCUUCAACGCGCACGCCGCCAACAUCGUCACAGCCAUAUACAUCGCAACGGGCCAGGACCCAGCACAGAACGUCGGUAGCAGUAACUGCAUGACCUUGAUGGAACCCUGGGGUCCAGACGGCAACGACCUGUACGUGUCGUGCACGAUGCCCAGCAUCGAGAUCGGUACCGUCGGCGGUGGCACGGGUCUUCCGGCACAGGGAGCUUGCCUGGCUAUGCUCGGCGUCAGGGGGGCAAACGCCGAGGACCCUGGACGUAACGCCAACAAAUUGGCGAGGAUCGUCUGCGCGACCGUUCUCGCCGGCGAGCUCUCCCUCAUGGCUGCUCUGACGGCCGGACACUUAGUUAAGAGUCAUCUCAGGCACAACAGAUCGUCGACCGCAGUGAGUAGUUCGAUAAGCUCGUCGACAAUGCCAAAAAGGGAGCUGGGAGUGAAUCUGACCGUGCCAAGCGUUCUGCCUGCUAUGCAAUCGUCAUCAGUCUGUACAAAUGCCAAACAUGGCUCGUAGCGAUAGUUGAGCACGUUUCUGUGUUUUUUUUGUGAUUGCCAUUAUUAGUGAUCCGCUCGCCGAUCGCUAACGAGAACGAAUCAAUGAAGAUUAAAGACUUUUCGAUUAACUCGAAUAAUGAUAAUAAUAACGAUAAAAAAAAAAAGGACAAAGUACUUGGUUUCGAAGCACAAGUCUUCCAGCUCGUAUGUUUCUUUUUUGAUAGAAGUGUGAAAGUUUGAUGAGCAGACGUGAUUUUUUAUGCUAUUGAUGUAAAAAUAAUGUAAAGAAAUGAUAUGGAAUAAGCAGGUGUCGCCAAAGUCUGACAUUUUUAUGUAUCUUGCAGAGUUGUUGUUUUUUUUUCUCAAUGCUGUCAAAGAAGUAUUAGAUAGGAGAAAAUAAUCAAUUAUUCAAUCAUGAGCACUCUUAAAAGCAUUCGAAUUACUUAUUCUAUUGCCAAUUAUCUUGUAAUUAGUAAUUAGCUUAGUGAACUAUCGUAUUUAUUAUUUACAAAUUAGUUGAUAAUCAGAUGCGUAAUUUAAUUUUAGGAGUGUACAUGUCUGCUGCCAAUGGCAGCGAUGCGAUUUGUUCUUACAUAAAUUACUAUCAAAUUAUCCGAACAGAGCGUCAUUAUACACGUUUGCCUAUUAGAAUAAAUGAUCUGAAUUUUCGCAGCAGAAUUUCGUAGACUUGCCAUUUCUUUCGACUCGACGAAUUCUUUGUAUACAACUGCUUGAAAGUGUGUGUAGUUAAGAAUCGAUAUCAGUGCAAUGUUCGCGAAAGUUAAAGUGCAACGAGCGUUUAGAUUUAUAAAAAUAAAAACUAUGUAUAUGUAAUCUACUGUUAAUGGUUUCGAUGAAACGAAACGAGUAAAAUACAUGUUAAGCGUUCAAAUCGAAACGCGAUGCGAUUCGUAGUUUCGGUUGCCUAAAAUCUGCGCAAACAUUUUUAUUCUAGAGUUAAUAAAUUAUUAAUUGCGCAUUACUAGUUAAAAGGUUUAAAAAAAGGCGGAAUUUUGUUAUGUUCUAUAAUUUAAGUAUAAAAAAGUCUUAUAAUACACUAUUCUUUAACAUGCGUAUGAGGUUUCUGGCAUACUGAAAAAUUUACGUAACAAAAUAAUGAAAUUAAAUAAUUAAUUUACAAAAAUAAAUGCUAAUUUUA
Molecule: messenger RNA, 4593 nt
Organism: Nasonia vitripennis (jewel wasp)
Lineage: Eukaryota; Metazoa; Arthropoda; Insecta; Hymenoptera; Pteromalidae
Gene: Hmgcr
Product: 3-hydroxy-3-methylglutaryl-coenzyme A reductase
Exons: 12
Coding region: 649-3453 (934 amino acids)
Biological process (GO): coenzyme A metabolic process; sterol biosynthetic process; isoprenoid biosynthetic process
Cellular component (GO): endoplasmic reticulum membrane; peroxisomal membrane
Molecular function (GO): hydroxymethylglutaryl-CoA reductase (NADPH) activity; protein binding; NADP binding
Source: RefSeq, a predicted model, not a curated record